UACGGCUAGCAAAAUCAUUAUUUAAAGUUCAGCCAAAUCAUUCAUGAAUCGAGGUCACUCUUUUUUUUUGUUGCAAGUGAGCAUUUUUUAAUCAUCGAAUGCGCAGCAAAUCUUUAUAACCAUUGUUUUCAUAAAAGUGUUGGAUCGGAUACAACUUACUAUACAUCAUUUGAUAGAACAACGGCAACAAAUAACAGCAUUGGUCAGAUGGAUUUGAUAAAGGAGAAAUCAACACUACCUACUGAAGAGUUGACUCAAUAUAUGGGAUAUUUAACCAUCACAGAAAGAUUAGCAGAAACAUCUGCAUCAUCAGCGACAACGUCAUCAAACAUGAUAAAAGAUUCGUAUGACCGACCUAUCAAAGUACCUCCAGUAGAUCCCAAGAAUUCGUUCGAUUAUGAUCAUAUGGACAUAAUACCACAAUUCGAUGGAAAAUCAAGCAAUUUUUUGUCAUUUAUAAGAUUAUUUGAUGAUGUAGUAGGCACAACCACGACAAUCAACGAAAUCAAGUUGAUAUGUUUGAAAAAAAAGUUAGAUAACAUGAGUCGUAAUCUGAUCGCAGGCAUAGAUCAUAAUUACGAAUAUGCAUAUGCCAUAUUAAUGGAAAAAUAUUGUGACCCGUGGGUGGUAAAACAAGAUGUCCUAAAAGAAAUGGCUGAGCUACCGAACAUUGAAGACCCGAGCCAAAUUGAUGAAAUGAUAGGAAAUCUGGGAAUAAUAAGAAACAGAUACUAUCAACUAUGUGAAGACUCAGUUCAUCGAGAUUUCUUAGAACGGGAAUUAUUCUAUAAAAUCUGUAAUAAGUUCCCAUGGGUAAUUGCGGAUAAAUCAAAUAAUUUGCUUGGAAAGCCAGAACGCAUCCAUGUAUUCAUGAAAGACGUAGAACUAAUGAUUAUGGACUGGGAAAUGAGACAAAAUCACAAAACAACAAAAUCACCAAAGUUUAAUAACAAUGCGAAAGAAUGUCGAUUCUGUGCAAGACAACAUUUGACACGUGAAUGUCCUAUGACGAUUGAAGAAAGAAAACAGAUUAUAGAAGAAAAGAAUCUUUGUUACAGAUGUCUUAGCGAAAAUCACCAAACAGAAUUAUGUCCAAAAAGAAGAAAUGGUUGUUUUAAUUGUGGAGGAAAUCACAGCUAUUUGAUUUGUCAUGUACCAUCCCGAAAUAAUCGAAAUGUUCGACGAUAAUAACACACACACACACACACACAAACAGAAAUACCGAAAAUCGAAAAAAUUAACCACCAAUUAACCCAAUCAAUC
This is a messenger RNA of Dermatophagoides pteronyssinus (European house dust mite), 1263 nucleotides long. RefSeq lists its product as uncharacterized. Lineage: Eukaryota; Metazoa; Arthropoda; Arachnida; Sarcoptiformes; Pyroglyphidae. The record is from RefSeq and is a predicted model, not a curated record.